Parnassius apollo (apollo) is the source of this 279-nucleotide messenger RNA. The record is from the annotation of a GenBank genome assembly. NCBI's taxonomy places the organism in Eukaryota, Metazoa, Arthropoda, Insecta, Lepidoptera, Papilionidae.
AUGCCUUUUACAAUCCCUGCUGAGAACCACGAGCUAGUGCUCAAACACAGAGUCAGAUACCAGUACAUCAGGAACUGGCGAAAAUGUCACCGAACCGGCGGAGAGAUCUACGGAGCAUAUCGAGAGCUGAUCUACACGGAUGAUCUGGUGUUGUCUGUGGUGCUGUCUUUCAUAGCGCCCUUCACCACAGACUGCAUGGGAGAGCCGAGAGAUGGAAUACCGGGACCCAAAGAGACAGACAAACCGACGCAGAAGUGGACAUGGGCAUCUUGGCACUAG